UUGUUCGCAAAAACAUUGAAUGUUUUCGUUGAAAAGUGACUGAAACCGCACCGCCACCCGCGAUCCCCGGCGUGCCUCAAAAAGACGCUUUAAUUAAAAUGAAAUUGCUGACGAAUUCCCGGCUUCUGAGGCCUCUGCUGCUGCUGCGCCGCCAAAGGUCGCAUGACGCAAAGGCGGCGGAGGUACCAAAACCACGACCGGUUCCAACCAGUGCCCAGCUGGACGAGCUGGAGCGGAAUGUGGUUGUGCGCCAUCACAGAAACAACAUGCCGCUCAUUCGUUCCCUCGUCCAGGAGGCAGUGGCUGGGGAUCAGGACAAAUUGAGACAACUUCAGGCGGAGCUCGAGCAACUGCCCAAUAGCACGCAUCCACGGCUCCAGGACUACGGUGAACAGCCACGGGAACUGGCGCAGUACGUGCACCGACAGCUGCCACCGCAGUCCAGCCUCAAGGAGUUCUCGGAACUCGCACGCGCCCUCAAUCUCUACCGCAUGGAUCACCUGGGCAACUACACGGGGCACAAGAGCUACUAUCUAACCGGGCAACUGGCCACUUUGGAGCAGGCCAUCAUACAGUAUGCCCUGCAGGUGGUCACUGGUCAGGGCUUUAUGCUGAUCUCCGUGCCGGACAUCCUGCCCAGGGAGGUGAUCGAGUCCUGCGGAAUGCGCACUGAGGGGGAGCGCACACAAGUCUACAAACUGGAUACCGGAGAGUGCCUGUCGGGCACCUCGGAAAUGGCCCUGGCCGGCUACUUUGCCAAUAAACUACUGCCCCAGGAGCAGCUGCCCCUGAAGGUGACCGCCGUGAGUCGCUGCUAUCGGGCCGAAACCUCGGGCCUGCAGGAGGAGAAGGGCAUCUACCGGGUGCACCAGUUCACCAAGGUGGAGAUGUUUGCCAUCUGCACGGAGGAACAGUCAGAGGCCGAGCUGGAGGAGUUCAAGAACAUUGAGGUGGAUCUCUUCCGGCGAUUGGGCCUCAACUUUCGGCUGCUCGACAUGCCGCCUUGCGAGCUGGGCGCGCCGGCGUACCAGAAGUACGACAUCGAGGCCUGGAUGCCGGGUCGCCAGAUGUGGGGCGAGAUCUCCAGCUGCAGCAACUGCACGGACUACCAGGCCAGGCGGUUGGGCAUCAAGUACCGCCGCUCCAGCGACGGGCAGAUCCUGCAUGCCCACACCAUCAAUGGAACGGCGACGGCCAUUCCCCGCCUGCUGAUUGCCCUGCUGGAAUCCUAUCAGCGGGGAGAUGCCAUCGAGAUACCCCACGUGCUGAGAUCCUUCAUGGACGGCCAGGAGCUGAUCACGCGAAACAAACGAAUACCCGAGACGAAGCUGGUCAAGUUUAUCAAGGCCUAGGCUAAUCACAUUCUGUACCUUUGACUGUUAUCAUUAAAGCGUUGGAGUUAUCGACGAA
Drosophila elegans is the source of this 1410-nucleotide messenger RNA. RefSeq names its product serine--tRNA ligase, chloroplastic/mitochondrial (gene SerRS-m). The transcript has a single exon. Gene Ontology annotation, molecular function: tRNA binding; ATP binding; serine-tRNA ligase activity. NCBI's taxonomy places the organism in Eukaryota, Metazoa, Arthropoda, Insecta, Diptera, Drosophilidae. Gene Ontology annotation, cellular component: mitochondrion. Gene Ontology annotation, biological process: mitochondrial seryl-tRNA aminoacylation. Bases 99 to 1352 code for a protein of 417 amino acids. The record is from RefSeq and is a predicted model, not a curated record.